Molecule: messenger RNA, 2634 nt
Organism: Callithrix jacchus (white-tufted-ear marmoset)
Lineage: Eukaryota; Metazoa; Chordata; Mammalia; Primates; Cebidae
Gene: PROK2
Product: prokineticin 2
Biological process (GO): endothelial cell proliferation
Source: RefSeq, a predicted model, not a curated record
UGAGGGAAACGGGCUAGAAUUCUUGGAGCCAGCCCAGGGUCAGAGGUGGAGGGCAAAUCUGUCAUUUGUCCUUUCCUGGUGUGCCUGGAACCCACUAGAAACUCAUUUCAUGUUUACAUGAAUGAACGAAUCACAGUAACGCCCUACUACAUGUGUAAGACCAAAGGGUGAUCUUCCUGGGCUGGAAAGUUAAGAAGAGAGCUGCCCUAGGGCUUAAGGGGCCUCAGGCUGGCACUCAAAAGCAGGCAUUCUCAUUUCCCUUUGGCAUCACCCUGAACCACUGGGCCUGGAGCUGGCGCGGGGCUGGAGAGGGGAGGAAAUUACAUGUGAGGAAAGUCAGAGGAGAGGGUCGGGAACAGAUGUGGGCAUAAAGGGAAGGCAUCUGACAUGAAAGAAACAAACAGGACUCCCGCAGCUGGAAGGACAAAUCCUUCCAUGUUGUCGAGGGUGUGGGAUUGGGGCGAUUUUGCUCUCCCUUUGUUCUUCCCCCCUGCCUUCCACGUUUCCAGGGCAUUUGAUUGAUGUCUGUCUUCUCUGUUAAGUUAUUCCACCAUAAGGACACAGCCGGUGGCAGUACCUGGCACGCAGUGGGCGCCGGGUAUAGACCUGCUGAGCAAACGAACGGAUUCAGGGGCUGCUUCCACCCCCUCACCCCCCCUCCCCGCCUGCUAUGUUUCCACAACGCCUGGCACGUAGUAGGCACCCGGUAAACAUCUGUAGAGCAAAUGAUGUACAAGUUUUCGGCGCUGAGCACGUGGAGCUUUGGAAACCAGGACAGCAAAUGAGUGUCUCAGACCACAAAAGCGAUUCCGGCGCGUGCGAAAGGCGGCGGUGAGGCGACGGCGAAGGGAACGACGCGGAGCGGGGCGCCCCGUGGGGAGCGCUGCCUGCGUGGCGCCCGGGGCGGGGGCGCGGGGGGGGGGGGCGCAGCACGUGCUCGUCUGGGAGCCGGCCGGGCCAGGGCGGGCACGCGUGUGCGCGUGGGGCGUGGGGUGUGUGCUGCGCCGUGCCCCCCGUGUGUGCUGCCGGGCGGGCACCGGCGUGAGUCACAGCGGCGCUUGCCUUUAUAACGGCCUGGAGGCUCGCGGGAGCCGCCAAGCCUGCCAGUCCGCCGCUCUGCGCUCCACCCAGCGCGCCCCGGCCCGCGCGCCCCUAACCGCCUCCGGUGGCCGUCCAGUCCCGAGGGCACCAUGAGGAGCCCACACUGCACCCCACUCCUGUUCCUGCUGCUGCUGCCUCCGCUGCUGCUCACCCCCCGUGCUGGGGACGCCGCCGUGAUCACCGGGGCUUGUGACAAGGACUCCCAGUGUGGUGGAGGCAUGUGCUGUGCUGUCAGUAUCUGGGUUAAGAGCAUAAGGAUUUGCACACCUAUGGGCAAACUGGGAGACAGCUGCCAUCCACUGACUCGUAAAAACAAUUUUGAGAAUGGAAGGCAGGAAAGAAGAAAGAGGAAGAGAAGGAAAAGGAAAAAGGAGGUUCCAUUUUUGGGGCGGAGGAUGCAUCACACUUGCCCAUGUCUGCCAGGCUUGGCCUGUUUACGGACUUCCUUUAACCGAUUUAUUUGUUUAGCCCGAAAGUAAUCACUCUAGAGUAGAAACCAAAUGUGAAUAGUCACAUCUUAUCUGUAAAGUCUUAUUUGUGAUCGUGCCAAACAAAGAAUAUGCCAGAAAGAAAUGCUCUUGCUUCCUCAACUUUCCAAGUAACAUUUUUAUCUUUGAUUUUUAAAUGAUUUCUUUUAAUCCAAAGGGAAUUUUAAUUUUGGAUGGAAAUAUAAAGUGUAAGGCAUUAUGGAACUGGUUCUCAUUUCCCUGUUUGUGUUUUGGUUGGCUUUGACUUUUUUUUUUAAUGUCAAAAAUGUACUUAUUUUCACAAAAAUUAGGAAAAUAAGAAUUUGACAUUUUGUUAAAGAAACUUUGUUUUCUUGCCACUCCAAGCCCCAUUUGUGCCCCACCACACAUACACACAUACAACUUUUGGUCUCUUGCCUCUUCCACCUCAAAGAAUUUCAAGGUCCUUACUUUAUUUUUCUCCAUUUCUCUCCUCUCCUCUUGCAUUUUAAAGUGGAGGGUUUAUCUCCUUGAGUUUGAUGGCAGAAACACUGAUGGGAAUCCAGCUUUUUGCCUGCUAUUUAAAUAGUGAAAAAAAUGUAUAUUUGAACUUGACACUCCAAACUCCUUUCGUGCAGCAGACGCUGGGAGUGCUGCUGGAACCUUCCUAAACCUGUCACUCCAAGAGGACUUCACCUCGGUUCCUGGGCUAGUGUGUGGACAGAGGGAAUAGAAAGCCAAAUUAAUUUUGUCCAGAUUUCUAGAUUUGGAUUUUUCUAAAAAUAAAAGAUUACAUUAACUUCUUUUUCUUUUUAUAAAGUUUUUUUUUUUUUAAGUCUCCUACUUAGAGAUAUUCUAGAAAAUGUCACUGGAAGAGGAAGUAUUUAUUUUAAUCUGGCAUAACACUAAUUACCAUUUUUAAAUUGGUAUUAAGUUGUAACUUAAACCUUGUUUGUAACUGAAAGGUCGAUUGUAAUGGAUUGCCGUUUGUACCUGUAUCAAUAUUGCUGUGUAAAAAUUCUGUAUCAGAAUAAUGACAGUACUGUAUAUCAUUUAUUUUAAUAUUAUAUCCUUAUUUUUGUCACAA